CUUUUUACCUUCUUUCUGUUACCUUCCCUUGACAGCAUGUCUCGCCAUCGCCUGAGCAUAUCCCUCGGUGUCCAGUCCUCUCGCAGACGCUCAGCAGCAUCGCACAGCUCCUACGGCACUCGUUCACAAGGCCAGCCCACUCAGCAGAUAUCGUUUGCACCCAACGUUACCCCGGUCUCGUACGAUCAACCUGACGAUGAUGAUAUCGUGAUGGCUGACGAGGAAGGCUCUAUCUUGUUCCCUGCGAGCACAGAGCCGCGCACAGAGCCGAAGCGAAAAACAAAGUCGAAGGAUCCGAACCAUAUCCCGCGUCCCGCCAAUGCAUUUAUGCUCUUCCGUGCUGACUUUGUGCGCCAGAAGCAUGUCCCCGGCAGCAUCGAAACUAAUCAUGGGAGCUUGUCUAAAAUCAUUGGCAGCAUCUGGCACGGCUUGCCUCUUCACGAGAAAAAGAAAUGGGAUACUCGCGCCAGGCAGGAAAAAGCUCGCCACAAAAAACAAUAUCCCGAUUACCAAUUCCGCCCCGUACACAACAAGAACAAGGUAAAGGGCAAGCCCAAGUCUACCAAGAGCAAGAAGAAGUCGGCGCCUAAGAGUCGCCCGACUGAGGUCGACGAGAAGCGUUGUGAGGACGUGGCCUCACUGCUGCUCGGUGGGAAGAAGGGUGACGAACUUGCAGAGGCUGUCCGUCAACUGGAUCAGACUCGAAUCACCCUUGGCCUUGUUGGCCGUAGGAGUUCGAGCGUCCCGCCCGAAGUAGACUUUGCGGGCGGUCCGAUCCAACUCCCGUUGCUUUUGUCUUCAGAUAGUCUUCCUCGUCGUCCUUCCUCAACUCAGCCGUUCGUUUAUCUUCCCUAUCCGCCUCCAGUAUUCGAGCCGAGCUACCCAGCGCCUUGCCUACCCGAAGUCAACACGUCUCUCUUCGCCCACCUUAAUCCCUUUGCCGCUACUUGUCCGCCACCUGCACCCCUCCAGAACAUGUCAGUCUCUCCGUUCGAGCAAGUAGAGUAUAUUAGUCCUUUCGACUGUCCUCCUUCGCUAGCUUCCUCUUCGGUUUAUUCCUCCUCGCAAGGCUCAUCCCAGGGCGGCUCGUCUCAGGCUUCUUCUCCAGGUCCUGAGGAGUUGCCGGUCUUCGCCCCCCAGCCUCAAAUGCCUGCAUUCGAUUGGAUGCCCAAGGAGCAGAGGAUGUCUCUUGCAAACAUACAUGACGUGACCAUGGUGCCCCAAGAUACGCGCCUCUCCAUUUCAUCGCAUUUCGGUCGACCUUGGGAGGAGAUCAGUGAUGAGUGGUCGAGGUUGACGCUCUCUAGCGGUAGAUUUUCGUUGAGCGACGUCUUGUUCAGCGCAGAGGAUAUGUCGAUGGGUGCUGUACCUGAUUUCAGUGAAUUUUCCAAUUAAUCUCACAAUGACUUUUUCCUUCUUGUUUUACCUGCUGUUCUUGUUAUAGCGUAUCUAUUAGCCUACAUUUUUACAUGUAUCCAUAGCUUUUCUGCUCACCUCAUCACAAUCCUGUAUCCUCCUCAUCUUAUCUACA
Messenger RNA from Guyanagaster necrorhizus, 1531 nucleotides. RefSeq lists its product as uncharacterized. Gene Ontology annotation, biological process: regulation of transcription by RNA polymerase II. Gene Ontology annotation, molecular function: RNA polymerase II cis-regulatory region sequence-specific DNA binding; DNA-binding transcription factor activity, RNA polymerase II-specific. The record is from RefSeq and is a predicted model, not a curated record. Gene Ontology annotation, cellular component: nucleus. The transcript is spliced from 2 exons. Bases 37 to 1395 code for a protein of 452 amino acids. Lineage: Eukaryota; Fungi; Basidiomycota; Agaricomycetes; Agaricales; Physalacriaceae.